Molecule: messenger RNA, 3248 nt
Organism: Zophobas morio
Lineage: Eukaryota; Metazoa; Arthropoda; Insecta; Coleoptera; Tenebrionidae
Exons: 14
Source: RefSeq, a predicted model, not a curated record
AUGAGCCGAACCUCAAGAACUGGGUUGAUCGCCAGCCCUACAAAAAAAAUCUACAGGCGAGAACCGGUGUCAAGAAUCCAAUUAAGGGCGAUAGCACGUCCUGCGCCCUUCGUCCUAAAACCCUUUGCCGGUCUCUACAACCCUUAUCCGUACGGCUGUUCGCUUUUAUGCAACCACCCGACGGACAACGAAGCGAAAGAACUCCUAAAAAAGGCGAAAGAUUCCUGGGUAAUUGGAAAAAAUGUUUGGCACGGGAUAAAACAGGAUUUUUAGGCAUCAGAUGACACCCUUAAGCCGAUUCAAAAGGGGGUUGAGAGUGUCCCUGAGGAACUUUUCCGGCGUUACACUGACACGGAUUCGCGGCCUUUAACCCCCGCCCCCACUUUAGCGAGUGCGGCCACUAGGGCGUCCGGUUCCAGACGCUGCGUCACGCCUGACCCCCUUUCCACCAAUCAGAUUCGAGAGAAGACCCUCCUCAUCCUCGAUUUGAGGCGGAGUCACAGCCAGGUACACGCCCUCCAGGGUUGGGCAAAAUACACUUUCCACUGCGGGGCCGUGUUAUUCCUCGCCGCCAUUAAUACUCAUUUCCUCCUCCCCCAACAACACGGUUGGCUCCGUGAACACUCUACCUUUGACGCGACUUUCAAGCUCCUCCCCUUCGUACGACAACAACGGCGAGAUUUCCACCUCGCGCGACAUAACCACGCCCCCCGCCCCCUCAAUAUACGUCCUAUGCAAAGCCAACAAGUCCUCGCGAGCAGUCUUAGGACAGUCCUUCCCCACCCCAUCGUCGUUCUUCAUUGCACUAAACUCACUCCCUCUUGGCACCUCCCACGUGACGAACCUAUCACUAAACUGAAACACGUCGAACACGAACUUUUCGAUUUUGAUCCCAUUGGGCGUCGUCGGUUUCACCACGCCCCCAUCUCCACCCACAAAAGGGAUUUUUUUCUUCGCUACGUGCAACUUCAGCUCUUUGUCGAACUCGUUACUAACUUUUUCGAGAAAACUCGCAGCGAAAAAAUGGUUACAAAUAUUCCCGGCGCUGUAAAUCAGGUUGCCUUUUUCGUCCCGCAAACCACGCCUACGCGCUCUGUAGGCCCCGCCUUUUUCACGACCUUGGCGCCACAAUCGCUGCCUUUGUCGAUGCAAUACCCGACGAAAACCGGGUCGGCCACUUUUGUUAAAAUGUUGUCAACACUGUGGGCGUGGAUGUACUUGACGCCCCGCCUCCGCAUGUCUUUGAGGAUGCCGUUUUUUUCCAAAAUUCGGGGCUUCGAGAAGUAUUCUCCCGUCGAGGUCGAAGCACGGCAGCAGGCCUUGUUUGAACUGAACCACAUCAUCCGAGUUCAACCCGAAGAAGUUGUGGUCUUUGAGGAACGAGUCGGUCAUUUCGUCCGUGGGGCCGCUGGUCAUUAUAUACCACGUCACUUUCCCGCUUUUCCCGGUGUGUUUCUUCGCGAGGUGUUGCACCCUCCGGAUGCGCUCGGCCUGGAUUUGGAACAGGGUUUUGCCCGAGGGGAGCCCGAUGGGGUACAUGCCUUUGGGGUAGGUGACGCCGAGUCUGGUGCCUUGCCCCCCGGCCAUCAAGAGCACUCCGACUUGUCCGUCUGCGAUCGCGCUUUCUUCGGCUUCGAACUGAGACGGUGGAAUGGGUUUCAUGUCGUCGGUUUGGGGGGUGUGGGUCAUGAAUUUUAUUUCGAAUUCUUCGAGAUUUGCCAUCGUGUCACCGGAUUAUUCGGAUUUGAAUACGAGGUGCCAGCUAAACACAUUUUGACGGCUGGCGGUUGUCAAAUAACAAGUGUCAACACUGUCAACAGUGUCAACAGUGUCACUCGGGGCGGGGAAACGCUGUCAUGGCACGGCAGCUCCUCGCUCCAGGAGCCCCCCAUCAUCCGCAUCCAGCGCGUCCCCACUCGAGUGGCCAGCUUCGAGGAAAACGCUUCACCGAAAACCAAGUCCCCGACGCACCUACUGACAAACCCGGGAGUGUCAAGGUCGUCAACCCCUUCGUCCCAAAAAGCCCUAAAAAAGAAACCAAAAGAAAGCGAAGAGGUCCCCAAACCCGAGGAAAAAAAGUCCGACGAUGAAGAAGUGGAGGACGAGUGUAUCAAGCGGCGGGGGAAAAAACGACGCAAGAAACGGGACGCGUCCAGGGAGCCCCCGGCUUUUCAAACCUCGAUUGACCCGGAGACACAAGUGGCCACAAUCGGUCCCGACUCACACAACACGAGCGCCAGGCCUUCGCUAGUCGCUAUCACGUCAGAUGAGCUCCAGGAGACUAUUGACAGAGCGAAAAGUUCGGCUAGAGCGUCGAAAUGCUGGGACGUGGACUCGUUUUUGGACGUGGAAAUUUUAAAACAGCUGCGGCGCGAACUGAACGAGGAAGUAAUCGAUAAUGAAUUUAAUUUGAAAAGGCGCACCGCUCUCCAGGAGGCUCUAAAAACCAUCCCGAAAGACAAAAGUCACUGUGAAGCCCUAACUAAAGUCCAGAACGAGCUGAAGGUGCCCCCUGUUAACGCUGGUUUGUGGUUGUCUUUGCCGCGCGUUUUUUCGCGAUCAAGCGCGCGGUUUGAAUUGCCUUUAGACAGUCGGACUUUGGAAACCAUGACCCCCUUGGAGUACGUGCAAAACAACGUGGUGAUUUCGAGCCCCCGUAAACUCUUAUACAAUUGUAUUUUCAACAAGUUCAAAAUGGACGAUGUGGAGGUUAAAACGGAACGAAAACUCAUAGGGAAAGAAAUCCAGAGUGCUUUGAAUCUCAUGAUGGGUAAACCAAUGACGCCAAAGCAACAAAACUAUUUUCACGGUUUGAUUGGUUGGGGCGACGAUGACGUCAUUGAUUUUAAGACGUUUUGUGGUUUGUGCGCCCUCUGUGAGCGACUUUUGGCACCCGAGUAUUGUGCGCAGUUGCCGGAUCGUCGGACCGACCCAUGCUAUGAGAUUGAAACUGCAGACUUUGAAGCUCUCACACGAAAAUUGUACGCAAAAAAAGUCGACCCCAACUUAGUGGAAAUCCUACAGGGUAUUAAAACUCGCUAAUUUGGCAACACUGUUCAGUCAAAGUCGGUUGAGUCUAUAAACGUGACUUUAAUGCAAUAUGUACAACAUUGACAUCUAAUAACUUAAAAACUAACUUAAAGAGGUAUCAAUAUCUAUUUUUGUUUGUUUAAAUAAUUACUAUACAUCCACAGUUACUGCAUGACUCGAUGAGACGAUACCAAGUUAAUAAAUUGUCCUAUCUGAUA